This is a messenger RNA of Exophiala dermatitidis NIH/UT8656, 2834 nucleotides long. RefSeq names its product NADH dehydrogenase. Gene Ontology annotation, molecular function: NADH dehydrogenase activity; calcium ion binding. Bases 198 to 2294 code for a protein of 698 amino acids. NCBI's taxonomy places the organism in Eukaryota, Fungi, Ascomycota, Eurotiomycetes, Chaetothyriales, Herpotrichiellaceae. The record is from RefSeq and is a predicted model, not a curated record. The transcript has 2 exons.
UGUACGUCGUAACUGACUGAACGUUGAUGCAACACGCGAAAAAGCUCGCCUUCCAUCUCCUUCACCGUGACUUUUUUUUGUGCUUUGAGUUCUGUUGCCGCCCCUACGUACUCAGUGACGCGACUUGCAGCUUCUCUGCUUUCUCGCAGUUCAAGUUAAGCAUGAGGUAGACUUCCUACGACUCUCUCCUCGACAAUAUGGAGGCUCUUCUCCCUCGAUUGACCCGGCCUGCCCGAUACCCUAUCCGGGUACAUCAGCUUCCUCGAUACGGCAAGCCUUCGCAUUCGUUUCAAUGCGCUUUUCAAGCAUUCCCACGGUCUACGAAGCCUUUGUCGACGCUGUCACAGCAUUCCAAAACCGCGUUUAGAGCUCCGCGGUUUGUUGCUACUCAGAUCCCGGCGCGCUUCGUUCGGCGAGCGGCUCCCGGUACUCUGCGACUGAUCUCGACGAAAGAACUGCCCAACGAUCGUGGUCCUAUUGCACGUUUCUUCUACCGCUUAUUUGCUUACACUGGAAUAUUCAUCAUCGGCUGCGGUGCCCUGGUUGUGGCAUUCUUUAUCUACGAUGCCUCGACGUACAAAGAAACACCCGAGGCAGUAGGCGACGUCCCCGUGUCGGAGGCGGCCCUUUCCCCGAGAAGAGGAGGUCCCAAGAAUCUGCCUAUCGCCGAAAUUCUGGUCGACGAUGAGGACAGUGAGGAGAUGCGAGAGCAAAAGCACAAGCCAAAACUGGUCAUCUUGGGUACCGGUUGGGGCAGCGUCGCCAUGCUCAAAGAAUUGAACCCCGGCGACUACCAUGUCACCGUGGUUUCGCCGGAGAACUACUUUCUCUUCACUCCCAUGCUGCCCUCUGCCACGGUCGGUACUCUGGAAUUGCGGUCCCUCGUCGAACCCGUCCGCCGUAUAGUCAACCGAUUGCGAGGCCACUUUCUCAGGGCUAGGGCUGUUGACGUCGAGUUUUCUGAGAAGUUGGUCGAAGUGGCUGAAAUCGACGCCAAUGGGCAAGAGCGGCAUUUCUAUCUUCCCUACGACAAAUUAGUCAUCGGUGUAGGAUCCACUACGAAUCCUCACGGCGUAAAAGGCUUGGAGAAUUGCAACUUCCUCAAGACUAUUGAAGAUGCUCGCUUAAUCAAGAAUAAGAUCCUGCAGAACCUGGAACUGGCUUGUCUCCCUACCACUAACGACGAGGAAAGACGGAGACUGCUCUCUUUUGUCAUUAGCGGCGGUGGUCCCACGGGUGUUGAGUUCGCAGCAGAACUCUACGACAUGCUGAACGAGGAUCUUUUGAAAUCAUUCCCCAAGAUUCUGCGCAACGAGAUUUCGGUCCAUGUCAUUCAAUCCAGGGGACAUAUCCUCAACACUUAUGACGAGGCUUUGUCCAUCUACGCCGAGAAGCGGUUCGAACGUGACCACGUGGAGGUUCUGACCAACUCUCGAGUCAAGGAGGUCAAGCCGGACAGGAUCAUAUUCAGCCAGAUGGAAGAUGGAAAAGCCGUGACAAAGGAGCUUCCUAUGGGGUUCUGUCUAUGGUCCACCGGUGUUGCACAGACCGACCUGAGCAAAAAGAUUGCCCAAAAGCUGGGGGAUUUCCAGAAUAAUCGCCAUGCCCUGGAGACCGACAGUCACCUAAGGCUAAUCGGAGCGCCUCUUGGAGACGUGUACGCCAUUGGAGAUUGCGCCACGGUACAAAACAAUAUUGCCGACCACCUGACGACAUUCCUCCGCGGUAUCGCCUUUGAAAAAGGCAAAGACCCUGACAAGGUGCAGAUUACAUUCCAAGAUUGGCGCGGUCUGGCCCACAAGGUUCGCAAGCGGUUUCCGCAGGCUGCAGGCCACUUGAAGCGUCUUGACCGACUGUUCGAGGAGUACGACAAGGACAAAUCCGGUACAUUGGAUUUCGGCGAGCUCCACGAGCUGCUUGUUCAAAUCGACAGCAAACUGACCUCUCUACCUGCAACGGCGCAGAGAGCCAAUCAGCAAGGUCAAUACCUGGGACGCAAGUUCAACAAGAUUGCCGCGGCGAUCCCCGGGUUCCGGGCCAACGAAGUUGACUUCGGCGAUCUAGAUGAGGCCGUUUACAAGGCUUUUGAGUACCGUCACAUGGGCAGUCUGGCGUAUAUUGGCAAUGCGGCGAUUUUUGAUUUUGGAGGUUUGAACUUUAGCGGUGGCUUGCUGGCUGUGUAUCUUUGGCGAAGUAUUUACUUUGCCGAGAGCGUUAGUUUCAGGACGAGACUGCUCUUGGCCAUGGAUUGGAGUAAACGAGCUCUGUUUGGAAGAGAUCUCGUGAGUUUUUAAAUCUCCUCCGUCACCUUGCACGCAUGUUUCAGCGGGUCUCAAAGAAGACGUGCGACUAUAGACAUGUCCAACAUUCCAAUAACACUCCAGCGAAACGCUUCGUUUCAUCUAGAGGCCGUAUCGAAGGUUUACCCGGGCUGUGAGGCAAGAUCUCCGUCCGCUUGGGUCAAAGAAUUGAGAAAUGCUGUUCAGAGGAAUUCACAUACGAGUGUACGGAACGUGCGUGCAUAAAACCUGGGGUUGUCGAGUAGAAAUCUGGUCGACGUUUACUGGGGCCGUCCAUGGUUGUGGCGUGACCGCUGCGCAGAGCCAGGAAACCUUUUCUGAGGGCACAGAUCGUGCUUUUACGAUUUUGUUGAAAAUGACCUAAAGCUUGUCCUAUUAUGUUAUCUCCCGUCGUUUUGACAUGUUUGACUUCCUUACUCCAAGUUUAUUAGUGCUGUAUAUAGCGAUUUAAAAUGCCGUGCGUUGACUUUGGACGUGGUUGCAGAGGUUAGAUAUUAUAAAGUAGAUAUACAUAUAAUAAAAAGUAUAGACUAG